GCCCCUCGGUCGGCCUGUUUUCCGCGCCUGGGCGCCGGCUGCUACCGCCAAGGCGGCUACUGUGUUCCGAACUUGAGGUGAUGGGACUUCCCGAAGAGCGGAGCCGGAGCGGCAGCGGGAGCGGGGCCCGGGAGGAGGUUGGAGCCCGGAGCCCGACACGGAGCUGGUCUCCGCCGCCCGAGGUCAGCCGUUCGGCGCAUGUCCCCUCGCUGCAGCGCUACCGCGAGCUGCACCGGCGCUCCUUGGAGGAGCCGAGAGAGUUUUGGGGAGACAUUGCCAAGGAAUUUUACUGGAAGACCCCAUGUCCUGGUCCAUUCCUUCAGUACAACUUUGAUGUGACUAAAGGGAAAAUCUUCAUUGAAUGGAUGAAAGGAGCAACUACCAACAUCUGCUACAACGUACUGGAUCGAAUUGUCCAUGAGAAAAAACUUGGUGAUAAAGUUGCUUUUUACUGGGAGGGCAAUGAGCCAGAGGAAACCACCCAGAUCACAUACCGAGAGCUUCUGGUCCAAGUGUGUCGGUUCAGCAAUGUUCUCCGAAAACAGGGCAUUUGCAAGGGUGACCGAGUGGCCAUCUACAUGCCCAUGAUCCCGGAGCUUGUGGUGGCUAUGCUGGCAUGUGCCCGCCUUGGGGCUCUGCACUCCAUUGUGUUUGCGGGAUUCUCUUCAGAGUCUCUUUGUGAACGGAUCCUGGAUUCCAAUUGUAGCCUUCUCAUCACUACAGAUGCCUUCUACAGGGGGGAAAAGCUUGUCAACCUGAAGGAGCUGGCUGACGAGGCCCUGGAGAAGUGUCAGGAGAAGGGUUCCCCAGUGAAAUGCUGCAUUGUGGUCAAGCACCUGGGGCGGGCAGAGCUGGGCACAGGUGACUCUCCCAGCCAGUCUCCUCCGAUUAAGAGGCCAUGCCCGGAUGUGCAGGGUAAGCAGAAAGAGAAACCCAAGCACAUCCGGCCCCAGAUCUCCUGGAAUGAGGGGGUUGACUUGUGGUGGCAUGAACUCAUGCAGAAGGCAGGGGAUGAGUGUGAGCCUGAAUGGUGUGAUGCUGAAGACCCACUCUUCAUCCUGUAUACCAGUGGCUCCACAGGCAAACCCAAGGGCGUGGUACACACGGUUGGGGGCUACAUGCUCUAUGUGGCCACAACCUUCAAGUAUGUGUUUGACUUUCAUGCGGAGGAUGUGUUCUGGUGCACCGCAGACAUUGGCUGGAUCACUGGCCAUUCCUAUGUCACCUAUGGGCCACUGGCCAAUGGUGCCACCAGUGUUUUGUUUGAGGGGAUUCCCACAUACCCGGAUGUGAGCCGCCUAUGGAAUAUCGUGGAGAAGUACAAGGUGACCAAGUUCUACACAGCACCUACAGCCAUCCGUCUGCUCAUGAAGUUUGGAGAUGAGCCUGUUACCAAGCACAGCCGGGCGUCCUUACAGGUGCUAGGAACUGUGGGCGAACCUAUCAACCCUGAGGCCUGGCUCUGGUACCACCAGGUGGUAGGUGCGCAGCGCUGCCCCAUUGUGGACACCUUCUGGCAGACAGAGACAGGUGGCCAUAUGCUGACCCCACUCCCUGGGGCCAUACCCAUGAAGCCUGGUUCUGCUACCUUCCCAUUCUUCGGGGUAGCUCCUGCGAUCCUGAAUGAGUCUGGGGAAGAGUUGGAAGGUGAAGCUGAAGGCUAUCUGGUGUUCAAGCAGCCCUGGCCAGGGAUCAUGCGCACGGUCUAUGGGAACCACGAACGCUUUGAGACCACCUACUUUAAGAAGUUCCCCGGGUACUACGUGACAGGAGAUGGCUGCCGGCGGGACAAGGAUGGCUAUUACUGGAUCACCGGCAGGAUCGAUGACAUGCUGAACGUAUCUGGACACCUGCUGAGCACGGCAGAGGUGGAGUCAGCACUCGUGGAACACAAGGCUGUUGCAGAGGCAGCCGUGGUUGGCCACCCUCAUCCUGUGAAGGGCGAAUGCCUCUACUGUUUUGUCACCUUGUGCGAUGGCCACAUCUUCAGCCCAGCUCUUACUGAGGAGCUCAAGAAGCAGAUUAGAGAAAAGAUUGGCCCCAUUGCCACACCGGAUUACAUCCAGAAUGCACCUGGAUUGCCUAAAACUCGCUCAGGUAACCAGAAGCAUGUGGACCCCCAGGGAAAAUCAUGAGGCGGGUGCUUCGGAAGAUCGCUCAGAAUGACCACGACCUGGGGGACACGUCCACUGUAGUCGACCCAUCCAUCAUCACCCAGCUCUUCAGCCACCGCUGCUUGACCAUCCAAUGAAUAAGACCCUGCCUGGAACCCAGGAUUACCCCCUGCUUGGCUUUCCAAAGUUUUGCCCACCCUCCCUGCCCCCAUCCAGGAGUGCUGAGGGCCAGUGCUGACCCACAACACUUCCCUUGUCCAGCUGUCUGGGACCGAGGACCAUCUUUGCUUCUGGGUGGAGGCAACUUCCUGCGACCGCCAGGCAGAUGCGAGAGGGCCCAGGUCAGCCUCAGGCUGUGCCCCUAGACUGCAAAGAGCCCUUGGAGCCCUGAAGGGACCUGAAGGUCAUGUCCCAAACCCAAGUGUUCAGUGGGCAAAUGAGGGCAUGGACUGAAACAGGGAAGCAACUCUAAUCCUAUGUCAUCUCUCUCAGGAAGCACCAGUACUUAUCUUGGGCAUGCACUUGCCCCGAGAAAUGCCUGUUUGUGAGUCCUGAAAGAAUGAUUAUUUUUUAAAACGUUUUGUUGCUUCUCUUGUGGGUCUGAAUUCCCUUUUGUACCAGAUGGCAGUGCCUGUCUGCCAUCUGUUCCAGGGGCUCUGCAGGCAGCCUCAGUUUCCGGAGGGCUUUCAGAUCAUUUGUGUCUUUGAAGGAAUACCUGUAUUAUGCUGCCAGGACCAGAGGAGCUCGCUUUUCUUGUCCUCUGUUCCCAGCCCCCCUGAACAGUCUUGCCCAUGAGAGAUGUUCUCAGAUGAAGCUCUUUUUUCCUACCGAAGUUGUACUCAGGCCCUGUGGUUGUAGGAAUAAAGUCUGUGACUUCA
Molecule: messenger RNA, 2992 nt
Organism: Bubalus bubalis (water buffalo)
Lineage: Eukaryota; Metazoa; Chordata; Mammalia; Artiodactyla; Bovidae
Gene: ACSS2
Product: acyl-CoA synthetase short chain family member 2
Exons: 19
Coding region: 81-2135 (684 amino acids)
Biological process (GO): acetyl-CoA biosynthetic process
Cellular component (GO): cytoplasm
Molecular function (GO): acetyl-CoA synthetase activity
Source: RefSeq, a predicted model, not a curated record